AUGCCCAUAAAGAAAGAUACUCCUACUGAAGUUGUUUCUUUCCGAUGCGGAGAGAAAGGUCACAAGAGUAACGCUUGUGGUGGCGAUGUAAAGCGGUGUUUCCGUUGUGGCAGAAAAGGACAUACAAUUGCAGAUUGCAAGCAUGAUGAUAUAGUUUGUUUUAACUGUGGUGAAGAAGGAAUCCAGAUGUUUACUUUAGCUGGUACUCAGACAGCUCAGUCUAGUGGGAAGGUGUUUGCUUUAGCAGGUACUCAGAAAGCGAAUGAGGAUCAUCUGAUAAGAGGUACAUGUUUCAUUAAUAGUACUCCCUUAAUUACUAUUAUAGAUACUAGGGCUACACAUUGUUUUAUUGUUGUUGAUUGUGUUUCGAAAUUGGAUCUUGUUAUGUCAUAUAUGAAUGGAGAAAUGGUUGUCGAAACCCCGGCUAAGGGUUCAGUGACUACUUCUCUAGUAUGCCUGAAGUGUCCUUUGUCGAUGUUUGGUAGAGAUUUUGUAGUGGACCUAGUCUGUUUGUCGUUGAGUGGGAUGGAUGUGAUACUAGGUAUGAACUGGUUGGAGUUUAACCAUGUUCAUAUUAAUUGCUUUAGAAAGACGGUGCGUUUUUCUUCUGCCGAAGAAGAAGGAGAAACUGAGUUCUUGACUACUAAGCAGUUGAAACAGUUAAUUCGCGAUGGAAUCCAGAUGUUUUCUUUGAUGGCGUCCCUGUAUAUUGAGAAUCAAGCGGUGAUUGAUAAGUUGCAAGUGAUGUGUGAAUUUCCAUAA
This is a messenger RNA of Medicago truncatula (barrel medic), 762 nucleotides long. RefSeq lists its product as uncharacterized. The record is from RefSeq and is a predicted model, not a curated record. NCBI's taxonomy places the organism in Eukaryota, Viridiplantae, Streptophyta, Magnoliopsida, Fabales, Fabaceae. Bases 1 to 762 code for a protein of 253 amino acids. Gene Ontology annotation, molecular function: zinc ion binding; nucleic acid binding. The transcript has a single exon.